Molecule: messenger RNA, 3272 nt
Organism: Linum tenue
Lineage: Eukaryota; Viridiplantae; Streptophyta; Magnoliopsida; Malpighiales; Linaceae
Source: the annotation of a GenBank genome assembly
CUCGUUUUUCUGCUCUUCGUUUACCUUCCUCCCUCCCGCUUUUUUUUUUCUUUUCCAUUUUCUUGCUUCCCAAACCGGCCAGAUCUCCAAGACUCCACCCGAUUCCAACCCCAAUUCCAGUUCCCGCCAUCGCUAACUGAACAAUUUCCCCAAACCUCUUCCAGCUUCACCGGUCUUCUUCUCCGAGGACCACAGAUGUCGAAUUCCGAGCCUCCUACUGGUUCCGAAGCGACGCCGCCACCGCCACCGCCGCCGGCACAACAGCAACAGCAGCAGAGCGUCCCCGCCACCGUCGUCCCGUCGUCCUCCUCCAGGCCUUCUUCUCUUAUUCGAGGACCACAGAUGUCGAAUUCCGAGCCUCCUGCUGGUUCCGAAGCGAUGCCGCCACCGCCCCCGCCGCCGGCACAACAGCAACAGCAGCAGAGCGUCCCCGCCGCCGUCGUCCCGUCCCCCUCCUCCAGUGCGCCGAAGCCUAAGCUGGCUUUCUCUACUGCGAAGCCUCCGUUCUCUUCUCCUGGCGACUAUCACCGAUUCAGUACCCACCCUCGCCGCACCGCUGAUCAGGAGCCCGAGGCAAUCAUCGUCAAAUCGCCUCCUUUGACCUUUGGCAAUAGAUUCCAGUCACUUAACAGUAUUAAGUGCAUAUUGCCUAAUAUGGGAAUUAGAAGAAGUAACCAAUAUGUUUUUCAUCAGCCAUUAAAGCGGAAGGGUGAUACAGCAGCAUUUGAAGCUGAGUCUAGAGAGUGGAAUGUUAGCUCGGCAUAUACUGAAGUUGCAAACAGUCCCAUCCAGACACCGGUCUCCGAGGAAGGUGGAAAAGCUUCGAAGGCAUCCAACGGUUCAAGGAGUACUAAAUCUGCACAGCAGAACGACAAUGCAAAUACUGGUUUGCCUGGCAAUAAUCUUACUUCAACUGGUCCUUUUCGUGACGAUAGCUCUCUAGGUCUCCUAACAAAGAAAUUCAUCAAUUUGAUCAAACAUGCUGAAGAUGGAAUUCUUGAUCUCAAUAAAGCUGCUGAAACUUUAGAGGUUCAAAAAAGACGCAUAUACGACAUAACAAAUGUACUGGAAGGAAUUGGUCUGAUAGAAAAGAAGUUCAAGAACAUAAUUCAAUGGAAGGGACAUGAUGUCACUCCAGGAGAGACAGAUGAGAGUGCUGCUAGUUUGCAGUUUUUGCUGCGAGUCUGUACAACUGGGAUUGUUUCAUCGUACUUGGUCAAUUGUUUCAUUAAGCAGGAAGAAAUUGAAAAUCUCAACAUUGAGGAAAGCCGUAUCGAUGAGCAGAUAAGGAAAAUGAAAGAGAGGCUGAGAGUCCUCAGCGAGGAUAGCAACAAUCUUAGGUUUCUUUUUGUCACCGAGGAUGAUAUCAAGAACUUACCCGGUUUCCAGAAUGAAACACUGAUGGUUAUCAAAGCUCCACAUGGUACUAAAUUGGAGGUCCCUGAUCCUGACGAGGCUGCUGACAAUGGUCAGAAAAGAUACAGAAUGAUGGUCAGAAGUACAAUGGGCCGUAUAGAUGUCUAUCUUGUCAGCAAAUUUGAAGUGAAGAGUGAGGAGAUCCAGGGCGUUGAACCGCCAGCCCCUAGCCUUCCAUGUACCUCCGUCAUAAACGAUAAUCCAGCAACUACCACAGUGGUUACAGAGACGAGUAGCAAAGGAAAGGAGAUUGCAGUAGAGGGACAGGAUGUUCUUAAUUCUCCUCAUGUUCCUUUCAGUGGCAUCAUGAAGAUUGCUCCUAGUGAUGCUGGUCGUGAUGCAGAUUACUGGUUUUUGUCGGACGCCGAAUAUAGCCUCACAGACAUGUGGCGAACUGAUCGUAUCCUUUGCUAUAACUAGAAGUUCUUACCUUCAGUCUACAUAAACUUAUGAAAAGUCCUUCACCCAUGAGCAGCCACCGUCGGGCUUGACUGGGACAACCUUGAUGGACUCCGUCAUGACCAUGGCAUUUCAAAUACCAGCAGCAGCAGCAGCAUACCACCAAACACUCAAACUCCUCCACCUUCCGAUCCAACCACAGAACCACCAACUUCCAAUCCAACCAAAAAACCGCCACCUUCUGCUUCAAACACCACUCCACCGUGAAACCAUGUCACUCUCUCCUAGAUAUCACAUCACUGUAAAGAGAAGGAACUACUGCAGAACGCGCAAGUGGAAGCAGCCUGAGUUCGAUGUACAGCGGAAGGAAGCAACAAUUGUCUGUGAAUUCAUUCAUGUCUAGUUAGCUAAUAAGAAGACGGCUCAUUUCCCCUUUUGUGUACAUUCCUUGAGCCGUAGGCCGCAUUUUGUACUUCCCCCCCAUUGUCUGUUCAGAUAAAAUCUCAGAAUCAUGUAAAGAUACAUAGAUACAAGAGCUACUAGGUGUAAGAUACGAUCUGUAGAACAGCUUCCGGAUCAUGAAAAAUGUAUCUCCAUAUAGAGCAUUAUGUACGUAUUUUUCCAAACAGAAGGAGCUAGCUCAGCUGUCUCCAUUUUUGGGUUCCUAACGAGAAAAAAACAGUUACAUGAGAUUUUGUUGUGUUCUACUUUUCUACUGCUCUUUUUGGCCAGGCUUCUUCCCAAUCCAGCCAGCGACGAUCGGAGUAAGCGCCACGGUGGGAGGGAACCUGAUCGGAGAUGCAGCUUUGUGUGCAGCAUAAGCCAAGGCAAAGGUCCCAACUUUCUCCCCGGUGGCAUCUGUAGAAAUCCCAACCUGCAGCAGCAGAGCUUGAACGUCGACGCCGGAAUUGACGAGAGCGUAGCAGAGGGCGAAGGAGAUGAUGGAGAGGGUUAUCGAUGUGGCCAAGUAAGCUCCGCCGUAUUUGGUAAGCAGUUCUUUAGCUUGGUCUCCCUUGGAUUUCUCUUGCUCGCCGCCAUCUCCAGUUUUCUCAUCAUCCUUGGAGGUGAAUAUCUUCCAUAGGCCGGCUUCGAGGCCGUACUUCUGCGUGAUUUCGUCCGGGGAGGAAGCUGGAGGUGGGGAUUUCAGCUGUUCAGUUUUCUCUCGGGUAGCUCGUGUUCUGAAUCGGGAAGGGAUGGAUUUGGGAGGUUUUAGAGAAGCUGUGGUGUUGCAGUUUGUCCUGCCGAAGAGAGUCGAAGAAGCAGAGCCUUGCAGAGUUGCAGACAUCGUCACAACUGGAUAGAGGUUAAGCUUUCUUUAACUUCGGAUAGAUUGUUGAUAUGUGUUGCAGGUGAAAUGGCGGAUUUUUCCUUCUCCCUCGAAGCUUGAGGAAGCAAUGGUGGAGACUGGAGAGAGUGAAAGUGCAGUGAAUGGUGUGGCGUCGCGUGGCGUGAUUGUG